This is a messenger RNA of Cornus florida, 771 nucleotides long. RefSeq lists its product as uncharacterized. The record is from RefSeq and is a predicted model, not a curated record. The transcript has a single exon. Gene Ontology annotation, molecular function: RNA-DNA hybrid ribonuclease activity; nucleic acid binding. NCBI's taxonomy places the organism in Eukaryota, Viridiplantae, Streptophyta, Magnoliopsida, Cornales, Cornaceae. Bases 1 to 771 code for a protein of 256 amino acids.
AUGCCUCUAAUCAAGAAGUGGUCUUUAAGAUUAUACUUAUCGGCCGCCGAUGAGUCCAUUGGAACUCUAUUAGCUCAUAAUAAUGAAUGGAAGAAAGAGCAAGCCAUCUAUUAUUUAAGUAGGGUGCUCACUCCAAUGGAAUGUAGGUAUACUUCCAUUGAAAAGUUGUGUCUUUCCUUAUACUAUGCGGCUAUGAAGUUGAGAACCUAUAUGUUGCCAGUGGCCGUGUAUAUAAUCUCUCAAACAGAUUUGAUUAAGUAUAUGCUUUCCAAGCCUUUGAUCACUGGACGUAUUAGAAAGUGGUCAUUGGCCUUAAUGGAGUUUACCUUCAAGUAUAUUCCACAAAAGGCAGUCAAAGGAAGGGCGGUAGCAGAAUUUCUAGCAGAUCAUCCAUCUACUAAGAUAGAUUCAAAAAUAUGUGAUGAGGUGGAUAAUCUUUACCUUGACUAUACACCUUGGACUCUUAUGUUUGAUGGAUCAAGCACUCAUGAUGGAGGUGGAGCUGGAAUAGUCAUCAUUUCUCCGAAAGGAAGGAAAACCAAAUUUUCUUUCUUCUUGGAUUUCAAGUGUACAAACAACCAAGCUGAGUAUGAGGCAUUAAUUAUUGGGCUGGAGAUUCUGCUAGAGCUAAAGAUGGAGAAGGUCCAGAUUAUUGGAGAUUCCAACUUGAUACUUAGCCAAUUAUCUGAAGAAUAUAGAUGUCUUAACUGGCAUUUGAGGCCUUUCCACUCUUUGGCCUUAGAGUUACUUUGCCAGUUUGAUGAUUUCUAA